Spirometra erinaceieuropaei is the source of this 13177-nucleotide messenger RNA. The record is from the annotation of a GenBank genome assembly. Lineage: Eukaryota; Metazoa; Platyhelminthes; Cestoda; Diphyllobothriidea; Diphyllobothriidae.
AUGUUUGUCCAGACGGAGCCUCGUCACGACGAGGCCAAUGCGGCUAUCCAUCCGGCCAGCGGAGUCUUUAUGGCCGUGCGCGCGGAUGCACUCGCGGAUGGCCUCACCUGGCUUAGCCCGCCAGUCGAGGCGGUUAUCGGGACGUUGCCGCCAGGCAGAACCCAGCUUCGGUGAGCCGCAUAUGAGAGUUGGGUGCCAGCAGAUGGACGCUAAGCGUAGUCUGCGCCUGCAAGCGUGUGAGCGACCUACUACUACCCACCGCUGGACACCCCUACACCCCGGUGCUCCGCACACACACACACACACACACACACACACACACACACACACACACACACACACACACACACACACACACGCACACACACACACACACAUGCGUAUGCACGGCAACCAUUAUGGACUCGCGCAGACUCAGUGCAGCCCGAUAGAUGCGCGCCGCGAGCCAGACCGACGCCGUUCUGAUUUGGCGUAUCUUACGAUGCGGCCUUUUGCUGAAAUCGAUGCUGCUGUGAGGGCAUAAACACCCCGAUUAAUCUCUCUGAAGCUGCAUUCUGUUCACUGCAGAAUGAUUCAUUUAUGCGUGUUCGUCUCCUAACCCUACUCAACCUGCUCUUCGCAAACCCCUUCGGAAGCGAGGUAUGCGUGGGGUUUUUUCGUAUAUUCGAUUUGGCUUAUUCGCCAAUCGAACCGUGACCUCCGUUUGCGCGACCGUUUUAAAUCACUAAAGAUGGCGCAACCCAGUGUGGAUACUUGGAUGAACCAACUUUUUGACUGUCCCACCCCGGUGACUUGCACAACCCACAUGCUGACUCUGGUAUCGUAAUCAGCCUGCUCCUGUCCUGCUCAGGAGUGCAAAAAUUGGCGUUUUUUCCUAGCCUUUCCGUGCGGGUGAGCAAUUAUAUAUCGAAGCCCCUCCUCAUCAAAAACAACAGUACCUGUCAGCAACCGAAGGGGACAUUUGCACUAAGUAGGAGAAACUAUCCUUCCCUCUUUCCUUGCUGCUUCAUUUAACUCGCAUUGUUAGCGCCUGCGCACACAAUAUCUUGUCAAUCAACGCAUGCUGUUGGUAGGCCUCCUGCCGCAUUAACCUAAUUUCCUUAUUCUGCCUCUGCGAACAAUGCUCAUCUGUCUUGGAUUCCUGUCGUCCCUCACAGCCAAGAGUCUCUUUGGUCUGACUGUCCCCGAGGAUUCGGAGGUUUGCACUUGCUCUCAAAGGGCAGAUUUCAAACCUCUGGCACUAACUAAAGGCCACCUUUUUGUGCAGUGGGACCGUGGUCAGAAAAUGUCCAAACAAAUCCUAGUAAAAAGCCGUCACUUUUUUAAAAGUCAAAACAAACCAACAGGUCUCAUGUAUCUUCCUCAAACGUAGAAAAAUGAGUAAUCGAAAAGCGGAAACCGUGAAACAAUACUGCCUCUGAUGUGCGCAAGAAAGAUGUCCAAGGCGUGAUGCUCAAAAACUACAGGAGGUUUUCAGGGCGAUUGUCUUCGGAUCUCUUGAAAGUUGUAAUUCAAAGAACAGAGGAUGCAGGAACGCCAUCUUCAUAGUUAUUUCUGGUCUAUGCUUUUAGAUAAAGAAGAAGGGAGAUCCAACAGGAACGCAUGCUUAAGUUCAUAAAGUCUUUUUCUACUGAAAGUAUUAGACUUAAAUCCUCCGAACCCUGAAUUGUUGGGGAUUCUAGCCUCUGUUUAUAAUUUGAGGGCCGAAGAACCUUUCACAAAGACCGAGGGGGGUUUUAGGAAACCAGCCCUUUAUGCCAGAAUGAAAUUCCAACGGAUUUUUCGUGAACUAGCCAAAGCGGCUGGCACAGUCUGUUCAUCAUAGUAAUAAGUAAAUUGAAUCGCAGUUAAUUACACAGAGAGAAGUGUUUGCGAAUAUCUUGAGACUGCUAAGCUUGAGAUGCACCGGUAAACAAAUAAUGGAGGAAACGGUGAUUCACUGUCAGUAGUGGAGACUCAGUAAACAGCCCGUUAAGUACACAACUCGAGCCACAUUCAUAAGUGCGUACUCAUGUCAGUAUCAUCUCAGUCGUUGCACUUAAAGCACAAGUGUCUGGUAAGGACGUGAGAAGCGCAUGAAGGAGUGUCAACAGUUGGAGGUGACUUACAGCUUUCGUAAACCGAAUCUUUCCAGUUUAUGAGCCAUUGCACGUCAAUACAUUGGCUUUGAGAGUGCGGUUAGGGAGAGUGUCAGGGUUAAUUAAGAUGGUAUUUACGAAACCACCACUGUUCCUGAGAGAACCAUACACUUAUAAUUCCAAACGGGUGCUUUCCUGUCCUUUUUAAUUGAGGGAUCAGACAUGCGAUUGAAGAUACCUUUGUUGAAGGAAGAAGACAGAACUUCCUUCCCGCCUAUUUAUCGGGAAGUUUAUGUAAAGAGCAUGCGAUUUGGAUAUUUCUGGAAAGUCUUUCAAAGCAUCCUAGAGAUGAUUCGGGAGAUUCAAGCUUAGAAGGCGUCCGGAAAGCAGAAAUUCAUUUUGAGAAAUGGGAUUGACUAAAACGACAAUGAAUUACAUGUGAUAUUCGAACGUUGUUUGAAAUCAUUUCCGAAAUUCAAUAGGAAAAAGCCUACAAUAAGCACGAUACUGAUUUUGACCCCACAUCGCUUUAACCUAACCCUGCCGGAUGAAGCGCUGUAGAUGAUGAGGAUAGGAAUAAGUCGGAGAUUCGAGUGUCAUUCCAUACCUGUCUCAGUGCUAAAUAGUCCUGUCAAAUUCCACGCACGAUGUUUGAGAGUCAACUCUGUUUCUACUAGGGAAAGAAAUAGUCGAAUGCCCUGUAUUCGGCAGGGAAACUGAUGGAGGGAUAUGUAAGCAUGUUAUAAAUUAAUUGAGUACAUAGCUUUUCCGACGCGCGUGAAAGAACUCGAAAACAUCCUCUGUUGCCUCCAGGCAACGCUACUGAAUGUUUUGAGAGGGAAUUCGGAAGAAAUAGGGUUCAUGCUGAACGCUCUCAUCUCGUCUGUGCUUUUUGGACGACGUGCUUUCGGUUUUCAUCAGUCAAACGAAUGAAAAAAACAGUAAAAUUCUUACCAGGGCUCGCUCAUAAGGAGAUCCUCGAACGUAGCUUUGCUUCUUGUUAAACAUGGAGCCGCAGAAAUGAACGAGAUAAUGCAAUGUCUUUUGUACUUUCAAAAUGUUUUACAAAGAUGAAGAAAGUUGCAUUAUUGAUACAAUCUUUUCAAGAAAGAUCUAUUGAGCAUGGUGCUAAGCCUUUUCUGAUUAAUGAUGAAAAUUUGACGAGAUAGACCCAAGCCAUUGUAGAAGGUAUUAACUGUCCCUCGAGAAUGCGCUGUAGCUUCUGAUGAGAUUGACAACAAUGGUGAUUUCGAAGGAGGUGUAGCUGCUCCACUUCAUUCUUUCGCAAAAUGGGGCGAUUUUCGUCAGCGAAUUGCCGUUCUAAACAGCGCUCUGUGUCGAUCAAUUUUGAGAUCUUCUUGACACAUGGAAAGGAAACAUUGAUUUCUUCAUGGGAGUGUCAGUAGCGGACAUUUGCUUUCGGUUAGGUCCACAGGCAAGAACAAGCAACACAUGCACGCUAAUGCACAGGGCGGGAAUUCAUUCGCCCGACUUGUUCCUUUCUUUUAUGUGCACUUACCCAAGUGGUGACCACAGAUGACUACAUACUUGAUUAAUUGUUUACUGUGCUUGUUAAUUUUUAACCACAUAAAUCAGUGAGGAGUUUUAGACAGGCUUAAUUCUUCCCCCAUGACUGUAACAUGAUCACGCAAGCGUGUGAAUUUCUACUAUGCCUGACUAAUCUGUGACCUCAGUAAUUAAUAAUUAAAACCAUGACACGCAAACCCCAGUCGAUGCUUUGUUCUAAGCAUGUUCUUUCUGUCCUUAUAUGGUCAUGUUGAUUGGCAAGACGACCGAUCGUUGGGCAAAGAAUGCGACGCCUGGUUGAACCCAGUAUGGAAAUGUCUGUUCGUGAACGAACACAGGAAAUGAAUUUUGCUCGAUAUGAGGGCUAUUUAUGGGUAGUUUCGCGAUGCACUGAGCUUCAUCGGGAGGGUUCAACACCUUUGCCAGUUUCACUGGAGCAAAAAUAGCUGGUCAGAUCGCUUUAGCCUUCUGUUUGUUCACAUCUGUGUUGCAUAAGCAGGAUGCGAUUCCAUAUGGCACAGUGAAGUAAGGUUCAUACUAGAACGUCGGUAUUCAUGGACCCGAGGUGCAAAAUGCACUUUAAAUUUCAUAAAGCUCAGCCACACAAAAAUAACCCUUUAAUUCGACUCGUACUAAACAAACAAAAAAUGUUCAACUAACUUGCCAAAAACUGACUAGCGGAGGAAUGAGAUGUACCCUAAGUUUUGCCGACUGCAGGUUAUCUGUGUCACCUAUGUCGGUCAUACGUGUUCAUUAGAAAUAUGUAUGACUGAAAGUACACAAGUUAGACCGAGACGCUUACUGUUCCGGUCUCCCUGGCCAUUCUUGAAGAUGCCAGCCUCUUUGCGCACUUUAAGCAAAGUUGCGAAUCUGAACAUGAUGGCGUUGUAAAUACUGCUGUGGAAGGGUCAAGUGACUGGAGGUAGAAUUCUGAAAUGUGUUUUUGCUUCGAAAAGAUUAUUUGGACAGGGCUGUAAUAUUGAUUAUCAUACGGCAUAAUUCGAAUGAUAUUUCAAGCUCGCUGGCACUUUGGUUUUAACGCGAGCUUCUUUCCGGUUGUCUCCGACAAAUGGCCAGAUAAGUAGUAUGAGUUUUUCCCAUUAGUUGUCUGUGUUUUUAUUAAAUCAAAUAUGUUUUGUAGAAAACAUGCGUAUACAUUUUCUCCUCUGCUUGUUUCGUAGCGAAUUUUCGUUCUCAAAGUUCAUGCUUGAUGGAAAAGUAUUUUUGGAUUUUAAAAUUUGUCAAAUCCCGAAUCAUUUUAAUCCGUCCUGACGUUGUACUUGUAUUCAGAAUUCCAAUCUGCAAGCCAACGGAAACGAUGCCUCUAUUCAUACUAUUCAGAAGAUGUCAAGCAUAGCUCAUAAAAGUAUGCAGUGGACGUGGACCAUGUUGUAUAUUUCUUAAGCGGCACCCAUAGGUGAGGAGACGAGAUGAUUUAUGAACCGCAAUUUUACGGUCUGAAAAAGUCACAAUUAAAAACCUUUUCAAGCCCGAAAAAUACCCUUUCCUCAAACAUGAAAUUGAAAGGGGACGUCGAUUAUUACCGAAUGGACAUACGAUAGGAUAUUUUGCGUCUGUUUCCUAAAAAGUGUCAGAAUUUAUGAUGGCAUCGAAAAUCAGCAACAAAUGUAUGCAUCAUAUGUAGCCAGUUCUUGCCUAGCAAAGUUUUUCAGGCAGCUGAUAAGAUGGACAUUCAAAAGCUUUAAUCCUGGCUAACUUGAGAAUCUUGGCCUUAUGUUGCAUGAUAAUUAAUGUUACGACUCCACCUGAGUAACCUUUUAAAUCGAAAACGCAUUUCAGAAUUUUUAUUAACAUUUCAUAAAAUAUGGCAUCUAACGAACUACCAAGGGGCUAGAAGUUCUUUGUGCAAAACAAGAAAGUAAGUCGUCUAGCAAGCUAAAUCACUGACAGCGCUCAGUUAGAUUUUUCAAUUAGACAAAGCAUACAGUUAUGGUGAAAAUGCCCGAUUUAACAAUAACUAGCUCCGACAACUAAAAAUAUUCGGAAUUUGUGUGGGAAUUUGGACACUUCGCUCUUGUACUAUUAUUUGGACCGAGUUUGGCAAGGUUCUUGAAGGGUUGAAGCAAGGUCAACGUGAAAACGGCUCUCUCCGUUCAAAUUGGGAAGAAAACAUUAGCAGGUUUCAAAAAAUGCCCAGUUUUCUCAUACAGUCUCUUAAAAAAUGACAAUUUUGAGCUGAAAGUCGAGGUCUCUCUUUGGCUUAAAGGUGUCCUGUUUGUUGCUUAUUUAGGUGUAAAACUGUAGGCCGAUGUUGUUGCUGUUGCUGUUGUAGAAGUCAAGCCAUAAAGGAUACUUUUAACCUUCAUAAAUGCUUUAAACGUUCCCUCUAGCGCCUACCAUGAUAGUCAGUUGACAGAAUUGAUCAAUUGAGUAUCACAGGAGUUAACGGACUACUAGGAAUUAUGGGACAUAUGAAAGUGUUCGUUACUGACUGUCAGAAAUAGAAAGGAGCGGUUUCAACAGUAACUCCCAACCCACAACGAAAAAUGGAUCUUAUUUCAUAAUUAAAAACGACCUCAAAUAAGAAUGAAUGGUGGGCAGCACUAACGCAUGAGCAGAGGCAAUCCCGAAUCCGCUGGCGUCUGUAUUGACCAGGAUAAUGUCAAAAGCGAAUUUUUGUUAUUCCCUCUCUGGAGCGGGGAAAAUCAAUUCCAAAUACCAAACAUGAAAGUCGAAUGUAUGCACUGAAAGUUGUGCCUAGACAGUUACGUUUGUCAUACAGAUACGGACCAAUCUUUCGCACAGAGGCAUUCGAACUCCCGCCCUACAAAUUAUCAUAGAAAAUGGGCAGGGCGGGGUUACAGCUUCCACCAGAUACGUCUGAUGUCUCGCCAACGAAGGAAAAUUUUUUCUAUCAUUUUAAGUCAUUUCGUUAAAUAGAACACUCUGAGAACGGGCGACCUUGGCGGUGGCAUUCAUCUCCGAAACUGUAGCAUGCGGAAAAAUGCAACAUUUGUUUUUGCUACCAUUUAGAUAAGAUUUUUAAGGAGAAUAAAAUAUAUUUUGAUUUAGUAAAGUAUUCCCAGUUAAAGAUAUAGCACUUUAGUUAUUUAUUUUUAAGUCUGCAUUUUAUUUUGAGUUGGCCAAGACAUUGAUCACACAAUUUUACUUCGAAUGACUGUAUCAAACAACAAAUCAUCAAAUACGCCGCAUAUUUAGUCAGGCUUAAUUAAAUGUGUACAAUUUCAUUGCAGCAGGGUGAUUAAAUUGUAGAUUAAAAUACGCACGGGUACUCAAGUGCUAGUGACUUUCCAUUUUCGGAUGACUUCGUAAAUCAAUCUAAGAUGAAUUUUCGCAAAUUCAGGACAGUUUAUAUGGGACGGCAGUAGAGAAUCUAGACGAGUUAAUGGUUAAUGCUGGUUCAUGAUUUGCAGUUAAGAAAACAUAUAUUCUAGGUUUGGCAUUUUUUACUAAUAUCAAUAUACAGUUAACAAAAACCAGGGUUUUAAAUGUGUACGUGAACUUCCUUCUGUUUAACCCCCUUGAGGGAAACUGAGCUAUCAGUUUUCACCUACAACAUACGAAUAACUAUGUUCGACUUUAGAAUUCAAUGCGUACAGCCGGGGACCAGUCUCAAUAAGUUUUAAUCAAAAUUCUGAGGUGCGUGUUAGACUAGAAAGGAUUACUAAACGAAUGUGUAAUAUUAGUCAUCCUACAGCAUAAUCCCGUGAUACUUCAGACAUGCCAGGAUGUUGGCUUUCAAAUGAAGUUUUUCGGUCAUCGGCAAAGCCGUACUUGGUAAAAACAUAAUUACUUAAUCAGCAUGCAUUCUUUCUGUUGAUCUUCGCUGCCGUAUAUUUUUAAAAAAUGUUUACAGAACACAUGCACAAAAACAUUCUUCCUCGUACGCACUUGGUAGUCAUUCACGUCUUCAUUAAAUCUUACACUCAAGGAAAAGAUAUCUUUCGACUUUAAAAAGAUUUUUGGUCCUUGAAUAAUUACGAGCCCGAUGUGCCGUUGCAUUGGCAGUUAGGGUUUUCAGUCUACAGAGUGUUUACUUCCCGUGUGAGGAAAAACACAUACUCCUCUUUGUUUUCAAGAAAAUACAACACGGGAAUCAGAGGAUUUUUUUAACUGAUGUGGACUAUGUUGCAUACUUAUUGAGGAUCACUAUUAAACAGAUGUUUUGCGUGGAAGCCGUAAAGUCCUAAAAAUCUAAUAAUUAGAAGAUUUUUAGGACCCGAAGUACGCUUUUCUGGAGUGUAAAAUUUACCAAAGACAUGAUUGGCUACCAAAUGCGUACAAGGAAGAAAGCUUUUGUGCAUGUGGUUUAUAAACAUUUUUUAAUAUAGGAGCAUCAAAGAUCAACAGAAAGAAUGUAUGCUGAUUAAGUAGUUAUUUUUUACUAAGUAAGGUUUUGCCCGUGACGGAAAAAAGUACAUUUGAAAGCGACCAUCCUGGCAUGUCCGAAAUAUCAUGGGAUUAUGCUGUAAGAUGACUAAUAUUACACAUUCGUUCAGUAAUUCUUCUUAAUCAAAACGCAUUUCAUACUUUCGGUAAAAAUGUCAGGAGAUCUGUCACUCACUGUACUACGGAGGAAACAGUUACAAUUAUAGUAGGCAGGACACGAGACGAGGUGCCCCCAUAUGACAGGUGACCCUGUGUUGAAUUUCGGGAUGGCUUUUUUGUCCAAACCCUAGCAGGGACCCUAGCUCAGACCUUAACCAUAACCCGAACAACUCUAACCAUAACCUGAAGAUACCUAGGAAUUUAGAGCUAGGACACGUGUAAUACGGGAGGGAGUAAGUAGUCCGAUGUCAUAACAUGUUUCUGGUCCACGCUGCCGUUUAGGAUUAUGUUUGGCUGAAUGAAGACAGGAUAAGUCCGAAACAGUACUGUAUCAUUCUGCCCGCGCUUUCUAUCUGCCAUCCUCUUUGCAAAUCCCUGUAGCUUACAUCCGCAUACGGCCUUGCAUCGGUUAUCCUGUUUCCGAACUGCAGUCCACCUCAGAAGCCUCAAUCUUGGGAAACAAGCAAGCUUACCUUUAUGAUGACGUUUUAAAAUAUAAAGCUAAAGGGACCUUCCCUCUUCGUUUUGUUUGAUCGCUUUCGUUGUAAAUGAGUGUCAGUGGUGCAGAAUCGAAUUUAAGAAUCAAGGUUUAAGACAUCUUCCAUAAAAUUUUGGACUACAUAAUAACAAAUAUCUAAAAGAUAUACAAAAAUUUGUACUGGAUCACCCAGAUUAUUACUGGGUUCAACCGAUAAAGUGUCCGUUCUUAUAUGCUGUUCGGCUUAACCAAACAUAGAUCAAGCUUGGAUUCGCCUCUACAUCGCUGCCAGGCAAUUAUUUGGACCAAUCAAGAACCGUGGUUUCCAGUGCGCAUAUGAUCUACCUUUUUUGAUACACCUUUUGCCUAAGAGUGUCUUAACCAAAACAAUACUAUCAUAAGAUUUGCGUUCACCAGUUAAUCCGGACUCGGGACUGAAAUAACAUUUUCAUUGGACCUUGGGUCUUUUAUCAAGAGCCCACAUAAAUGAUAACGGCCAGUGGCCGGUAAUCCAUAAACGUCGCAGAUGUGCGAGAGCAUACUCUGAGACAAGGGUUAUUGCUCAUUGUCUGCGUUAAGAAAAGUGUUUGUAUUUUUGGACGCAUGUUGGAGUCAAUGAGCUUGACUUUGUACUCAUCCUGAUCAGGAAUAGACACAAAAUUCUCUGUGGCAGUGUUCACAUUUGCUGUAUUUUCAGCCGAUCAAAAUACAAUAUAAAAAACCCUAUCUGACCCUGUUUACAAAUAUCUCUCCAAAAAUAGUUUUUGGACUCCUUUUUGACAUACCUUGGGCUGAGUAACGGCUAAAGAUAUCAGUAAAGACGAAUCGGUAGACGUUCUUCGGACAGUAUGUCUGUAAUGCAGUUUGGGUUAGUUACGAUUAAAAGGAUGCCACGAUCUAAUCAGCAGGGAGAAAUAGACUACAAAAAAGAAUAAAGAAUACCAUAAAUGCAUAAAACUUGGUCGAUUGCCGUUUCUGAGUAUAUUAUGUACACAGAGAGAGGAACUGUGUUAUUAAAUAACCAGACUUUUAUAAGAACUCAAAGUUGAUCCACUACCUAAACCUCGUGAUCUAUGUAUAGAUGAAACAGAGGUCAAAUCUUGUCGCACUCCCACUGGCGAAAUGCUAGGGAAAAGUAUCAUUUUUACAAAACGACUAUUAAAAGAAUCUUUUAUGGCGGAAAUUGACAGGUCAGUCGAUUUUGGAAGUGCUCAGCACGGUAUUGUUGCUGGGCAGGCGUUUCGGUUUUUUAAGCGCCUAGGUUGCACGACAUACCAUACUUGGCAGCAUAGGCACGUGUUUUAUUGGUAUCCUGCCGCUUCAUAACACAGCUGCGGGGGGUUGGGCUCAUCAGUGUGUCCCCUAGAGUUUCCCUUGUACCUUCUACUAGAUACUCCACUGUUUGCAUUGCGGUUUGUUUAAUUUACGCAGAAAACAAUAGUUAACUUGAAGUAAAUCAGUUUACUUUAGACCUGCCAAAUUGCAGCCUGAGUCUAUAAGUCCCAACUAGACUGAUUUAUCCCAAGUAGGCGAUUAAUUUCUAAGGAAAGUAAGAAGCUGAGCUCUCAUUAAAACUAUGGCAUCUACCAGAAAACACACGGGGGAUGCUGGGAGACUCAGUGAUGAGCCGAAUCCCUCACAGCUGCGGCAGAAUAUCGCCGAAACAUGUGCCUGGGCUUUUAGCUAGUACCUGCGCUCCCAAGUAUGGUAUGCUGUGCAACCCAUGUACAUACUAUUGGCUGCCUGUUGGAAUUUUACGAAUAUUGCGUGGUUAUUGCGCUGUAACUGAUGGAAUGCGGCCCAAAUGUUAAUACUAUAUUUCAUUCUGAAUCUAUAGAUCUCAAACAGACUGAUUUACCUCAAGUUAGCGGAUAAUUUCUUAGGAAAUUAAGAAGCUGCAAUUUUUGAGUACCCUCAGACAGCGGCUGCGCUAUAGCUGAGCAGUUUUACUGAGAUGGGGGGAGAAGCUGGAGUGAACUUUCCUGACUCAUCUGUUGCUAUCAGAUAAUGAUACCAAAUCCCGAAUUGCAAAGCAUUUCCAGACAAUGCCUUGACCCAAAACAAUAUUCCCACUUUCAUAAGCGAACUCGAGUAACUUGGUCCUCGUGCAAAAUAGAGGAAUUGUGCAGAGAAAUAGCUUGUGCCGUUGAUCUGGCUCUUCCGUGAUAACUUUAGACCAUUCUUUCCCUUGUCACUUUACAGGUACAGUGGAGUGUGCGUUCUGCUCUGUGACCUUUACUUUCAUUGCUGCGUACAGACUAGAGCAGGACUUAAAUGUCUUCAAUACUGACCGUUAGACAGCGAUCUUUUAAGUGCCUCUUGUCACGUCAGUUACCUGAAAACAUUUCAAUUCCACAUCAACAUUUUCAUCAUUCGCCGCUGGUAAUGUGCUGCAACAGACUGUAUUUGAGCUGUGAUCGCGGAGGAGCAUGAGAUCAGCAAAAGAUACCUUAUUUCUAGUGCAGGACUAUGUUAGGUUUUUAUUAGUACCCAUAUGCAUUAUAUCUACUUUACCUUUCUCUUAUUCUGUAAACCGAACUAAAUCCAGAUAUUAUGGUUUCAUUGAGGAGCAUGAGAGAGAGGGAGAGUGCGGAAUUCGUUGUAUUUUGAAGUAUUGAUUCAGAGUUUUCUGCAAAAAGAGCUCCAUUCAUGGUGGACGGAAUAUAAGCUAACAAAUUAUUCAAGAGUCAGAAGGCUUUACAUAGAAAGAAACGACUACAAUGGGAACAGUUCAAGUCUUAGCUUCUGUAUUUCUAUAUCUUCACACGUAAGAUAGUGAGUCAGGGACGGCAAUACAGAAUGCCAAUAUGUCGAUGCACGGCAAUAGAUAUGUCGAAAGUCACGGCGCAUGGAACGGAAGGACUUCGCAGAGAUCAGGUCAGAAUGCAGGUGGUGGGCAGCGUCCUCCAGAAUUCGACCAGCAAAUUGCUUGGCCGUUUUGAAAUGUCGUUGUGUGCUAGUAUUGGAUAGAAGGACGUAAGAACCGCUGGCGGCAGAAAAGAGCGUUCUGAUGACUCGUCCUAAAAUCAACAUAUGUUUUUUGAGCAGAAAAGGAAAAAUGACAGGAGAAUAAUAAAAAAUAAAAGGAAGAAUGCAGGCAUCUAUGAAUUGCCAGAUUAAGGAUUGAGGUGUGUGGUAGGAGCGUAAACGAUGCAUGAAAAACGGUCUCAAUAUGGAGGGGAAAAGAGAGAUUUGAUGACAAAUUCACACCAAGGUAUUUGAAAGUGGAUACCUUGUUGGGAAAGAUGUCAAAGUAUUCAUGACUACAAGAGGGUCGCAGUCGGAAAAUAUACUGGACUGAUGCCUGAUUAUUCAGCACGAGACCAUUUUCCCCCGGCCAUACUAGGACACGGCCAAGGCCAUCCUCCAGAGACUGGAGAUGUAUCAGAUUUUUGAGAGGGUGGCCAACAACCACAACAUCGGCAUAAUUAACUAAUAGAUAGUCGUUUGGGGACCUUAUAUCAUCACUGUGGAAGGAGACAAGUUGGGGGGAUAAAAUGGAACUUUAAAGAACUCUACAGUCAUUGGGAAGAACCAUAGAUUUCCGCUUGCCGAACUGGACAAAUUGAGUGCAGGAAGUAAAGUAAUCGCACAGCCAAGAGACAACCUAGCAUGUAGAAUCACGCGCGGGGUGUUUUGGUAAAAGUAGAUGGCGCGGGACGGUAUUGAAGGCGGAGGAGUAUUCACGAAAAGUACAGGCGUACGCAGGGCAACUCAUUUGGUUCUCGUAGGGCAGAAUGGACCACAAGAGGAACAGCAUCUAAGGUACUACGCUUGACUUUAUGUGCAACUUGCAAAGGGUCGGAAAAAACCGGAAAAUAAUGGCUUUAUAAUGUCCUAAGCAACUCGUUCAGCAACCUUAAGCAGUGUGGAAAAGCAGGCAAUUGAAGGAGAAGAUCUAGGACCAAAACUUGCAAGUUUUUCAGGAAUAGGGAUGAUGUUUACUGUACGCCAAGGAUUCGGGAAUCGUGGACUCCAUAAAAGACAUAUUUAUAAGGUGCGUCAAAACAGAGACCAUCUGAGAACAGCAACCCUGAGGUAGUAAAGGUGAAACACCAUCCGUCCCGGCAGUUGUUGAUCCGCGGACUACUUUAAGGCGUUUCUCUGUCAUCACAAAAGACACAGAUGAGAAGACACAUGGUAGUAUGGAAAUGUCGUUUAAAGGCAAAUGGGAGUCUUUGUGACCGAAGAUAAAAUUUUCAUCUAAGGAGUCCUUGUCAGGAGGCGAGAACAGCAGGACCUGCUGGUAACAAAGGCGAUCCGGGGUUCCGACGAGUGGAUCGACCAUCGCUUCGUCAUAUCCAAGAUGAGGAUCCACCACAAUCAUCAGCAGAUGCACUUCCAGUCGCCUGUAUCCACAACUACCGUCCAUGAACUUGUCUUCGUCGGCGGCUGCGUGCUCAACGCCACCUCGGAAGGAGACAUGCAAAGAUGCACGUACCUCUGCGCCGCCGCCUGCGACAACUUCGACCUAAUCAUCAGCGCGGAGAGAACGAUGGUUAUGCAUCAACCGCCACCCAACGCUGCCUACAAUGCGCCCCACAUAAACGUGAACGGCGUCUAA